This is a messenger RNA of Penicillium alfredii, 684 nucleotides long. RefSeq names its product translation elongation factor 1 subunit beta. The transcript is spliced from 4 exons. Bases 1 to 684 code for a protein of 227 amino acids. Lineage: Eukaryota; Fungi; Ascomycota; Eurotiomycetes; Eurotiales; Aspergillaceae. Gene Ontology annotation, biological process: translational elongation. Gene Ontology annotation, molecular function: translation elongation factor activity; guanyl-nucleotide exchange factor activity. The record is from RefSeq and is a predicted model, not a curated record. Gene Ontology annotation, cellular component: cytosol.
AUGGGUUUCACUGACUUUAUUUCGGAGACCGGCCUUACUCUGGCCAACAACUACCUGUCCUCGCGCAGCUACGUCGUUGGCCACGCCCCCAGCCAGGCCGAUGUCGUGACCUUCAAGGCCUUCAGCGGUGCCCCUGACGCGGAGAAGUACCCCCACGUCGCCCGCUGGUACAAGCACAUCGCCUCUUUCGAGAGCGAAUUCUCCACCCUGCCCGGUGAUCCCUCCAAGGCUUUCACUGCCUACGGCCCUGAGUCCACGGAGUUACCCACGAACCCCAAGGACAAGCCGGCUGAGGAGGAUGAGGAUGAGGACCUCUUCGGUAGCGACUCUGAGGAGGAGGACGCCUCGGUCGUUGCUGAGCGCAACAAGCGUCUUGAGGAGUACAAGAAGAAAAAGGAGGCCAAACCCAAGCCCGUGGCCAAGUCCAUGGUCACCCUGGAGGUGAAGCCCUGGGAUGACGAGACCAACCUGGAGGAGCUGGAGGCCAACGUCCGUGCCAUCGAGCAGGAAGGCCUCGUGUGGGGUGCCUCCAAGUUCGUCGCCGUUGGCUUCGGUAUCAAGAAGCUCCAGAUCAACCUGGUCGUCGAGGACGACAAGGUCUCGACGGAUGAGCUCCAGGCCCGAAUCGAGGAGGAUGAGGACCACGUCCAGUCCACCGAUGUCGCGGCCAUGAUGAAGCUGUGA